AUGGCCGCUCGAGACGAGUGUUACAGCCCGCUAAGCUACAGCCCCCUCAGCAGCCCCGUAUCCAGACACUACUUUAACGACGAUGGAAACGAAGCUACAGCCGGCGGGCACCACCGGAAAGACUCGGGGCAAUUAUUAGACGAGGCGUGGGAGACACUGGCGGACGAAACUCCGCUCUCCGUUCCCCCGCAGCACGAAAUUGUCCCCCGAUCGCGCAGCAGCACGUCCCCGCUGCACGCGCGCCCGGGGGGAACCUCGUCCAAGAUCAGCGAAUCCGACUUGCGAAACUUCGCGAAUUUCGUUAAGACCAAGACGGUUACGGAGUCCGCGGGCGGGGGAAGCGGCCGCUCGUCGAGCGGGGGGGGCAGCGGCGGGGGUGGAAAGGACGGGGGCGGGAAGUUUCAGCGCCUCUGGUCGUUUCGGAACGGCGCGAAAGGAGGGGAAGAAGGGGGAGAUGGCGGAGGCGGAGGGGCAGGGGGGACCGCGGGGACCGGCUCCGGGGGAAGCGGCACGGCGGGGAGCGCGGAAGGCAGGAGCGGGGGAAGCGGGAAGAAGGAGAGGUUUCUCGAGCAGGUGAUUAAAACCGGCGGGCAAGCAGCCCGAGUGUGGUCCAAUCCGCGCCGCCGAAGUUUCGCGGAAGACGACGCGCCUUCGCCGAUGCGGUCCCCGAUUUGCGCGCCUUCGCGCGCAGCAGCUGCAGCGCCAGCUCCGCCGCCAAAGGUGGCAUAUUUUUCGUUCGACCGGCACCGGGAAGCAGUGGCGGAAGCGGAGCAGCUGGACGCGGAAGAAGAGGCGGCGUCCCGCCAGGGGCGGAGGAGGGAAGCCUUUAAAAGCGCGAGCGUUGGUUCGAGUUGCGGCUUUAGCGCGGGCGGAGGCGCAGGUGACGGGGGGAUCGCGAACGGGGCUGGCGGUGGUGCGGGAUGGCCUGGGGAAAGUGGGGGAAACGGGGAGGGAAGCGCGCAGGUUUUGCGCCGAGGAGCGAAGGGGGGGAGUUUCGAAAGUAUGGCGCAGGCGGGGCCGAUUGGAGGUGUGGGCGAGUUCGGUAGCGGGCGGCGGAGCGGGAUUGCGCGGGGAGCAAAGGGGGAAGGCAGCGCGCGCGCGUGGGAAGUGACGAUUACGCAGGACGGUGACUAUGGCGAGGGGAAGGAGGACGAGCGCGAGUUGACUCCCACGAGAGACGCUUCGUCAAAGCAUCGGCGAGGAUUCAGGAGUCGUAGCUUCAGUGGAAUCGGCACUCUCAAUGGAACCAACUCCCCCGAAGCCCCCACCCUCCCCCCCUUCCCCUCCUCCCCCUCCCCCAACCCCGGAAGCCCUCUCUCUUCCGAACGACGCACAUACUCCCCCCACGCCACCCUUCCCACCUCCUCCUCCUCUUCCUCCUCCUCCUCGCGUGUCCGCCCUCCCCGGUCCUCCACAGCAGUAAUCCUCCCACCUCUUGCUGGGCAUCAUUCCCAUCACAGGCCUGCAUUCCCCCAUCGCAGGACAGUGUCUGUUGAUGAGCAUGGGCUCGUGGGCCGGGCUUUAAUGCAGGCUUCAAUAGAGGAACACCACCAGCAUGGGAAGCCGCCACAGCAGUAUCAGCAGCACCAGCAGCAAUACCAGCAGCAGCAGGGUUCUCAAGGGUAUGGUGGUGGUGGUGGUAGAGGGGAUUACGAUGUCGAAGCUGACGACGAGUCUCCCGGACGUAGCCCGUACAACAGCCGGCCGCAGGCUCGGCGCAACCGAACCGAGGUGACGCGGCGCCGACCCUCCACCGCCAUGCCGGACGUCGGGGGAGGGGGAGGUUCGGAAGACGGGUUGUACCGGAGGUCGAGGAGCGUCGGGCACGGGUACGAGCUGUAUUUACCCCCGGUUUCUGGGGGUAUUGGUGUGGGUGCGGGAGGUAGUGGGCCCCCAGUGGGUGAUACCUGGCCGGCAGGUGGUGGGAGGGAGAUCAUGAGGGAGGGGGUGAGGAGGACUAGGAAGCCGUCUCAUCUGAGGAGACCUAGUCUUGAAGGGGAAGGGUGUUAUGAAGGGGCAGGGGCAGGGGCAGCAGAGGCCAAGAGGCCAGAGGGGGUCGGAUACGAGAAACAGGGUGGAUGA
Closterium sp. Naga37s-1 is the source of this 2082-nucleotide messenger RNA. The record is from the annotation of a GenBank genome assembly. Lineage: Eukaryota; Viridiplantae; Streptophyta; Zygnematophyceae; Desmidiales; Closteriaceae.